GGGCGGAUAAUCCGGAAGUUAGGGCUAUGGUGCAAUAUGUCUGGCAGGAGGAGAUCCAAGGCAAUCCGAUGUUUCGACUGUGGGAGCGUUUAAAGAAACUCUGCCAUUUGCUGUAUGACUGGAGCAGAGCCGGUACUACUAAUUCGUUAAGGAACAUCCGAACCCUCCAGGCUGAAAUUGAUCGGAUUAAAUUAAUUCACCCAAUUGACUGGGAGGAGGUCCGGCGGCUGGAAAUUGAGUUAGGUAGGCAGUGGGAGGCGGAGGAAGUUUAUUGGCAACAGAAAUCUCGAGUUCACUGGUUGAAAAAAGGAGAUAAGAAUACGACCUAUUUUCAUACGGUCACCAGGGCUCAUAGGAAGCGUAAUUUUGUGGCCGGCCUGCGGAGUGAGGAAGGUGAAUGAGUUAAUACGGAGAAUGGGAAGGCUACCAUUGCCACUACUUUUUAUCAAAAUCUGUUUACCUCAGAGAACAGAGUGUCGGAUAUCUCGGCUCGCGUGGCCUCUCUCCCCAUUUCUCACUGUGUUACGCCAGCGAUGAAUGCUGACCUCACAGCUGAAGUUCUCUCGCAGGAAAUUCAGGAUACGGUAUUCUCAAUGGGAACCAAACAAGCUCCUGGGUCUGAUGGUUUCACAGGGAAAUUUUUUAAGGCCUUUUGGGACAUUGUGGGGACGUCAGUAAUUGAGGCUGUUACCUCAUUCUUUGUGACGAGUAAAAUGCUCCGAAGCUUUAAUCACACCUGGCUUACUCUGAUCCCUAAGGUGGACAAUGUUGAGUUUAUGAGACAGUUGCGAACUAUCAGUUUAUGCCAAUUUGUGUACAAAAUUAUUACCAAAAUCAUGGUUGGGCGUUUGGCUGCUAUUCUGCCUCAAAUCAUAUCUGAGGGUCAAAAUGCCUUCAUUCGGGAUCGACAAAUAGUGAAAAAUAUCCUUCUUGGACAUGAAUUGAUGCAUUACUUGAAAAUCAAAACGCGAGGUAAGAAAGGGUUCAUGGCUCUAAAGGUUGACAUUGAAAAAGCCUAUGAUAGAGUUGAAUGGCCGUUUCUUCUGGCGGUUUUGGACAAGAUGGGUUUCAAUUCGGUUUGGAAAGGAUGGAUCUAUGAAUGCCUCCGUUCCACCUCGUUCUCGGUUCUGAUGAAUGGAACCCCUUCUGUGUAUUUCUCCCCUUCAUGGGGGCUGAUACAAGGGGACCCUUUAUCGCCAUUACUGUUCGUUAUUUGUACUGAGGGGUUUGCGGUGCUCUUGCGUAAGGCCAUUUCAGAUAAAAAGUUAGAAGGUGUUAAGGUGGCUCCUCGUGCUCCCAGGAUUUCUCAUUUAUUCUUUGCUGAUGAUUCUUAUAUGUUCCUGCAUGGUUCUCUCCAAGAAUGUGAGAAUUUACUGGAGGUUCUGAAUGAGUACGAGGAACUCAGUGGUCAAAAGGUUAAUUUGGCUAAAUCAGCAGUGUGCUUUAGUAAGAAUAUUUGGUUGCCGGAUCAAGAGUUUUUGGCUCAGAUUCUGGGGGUGGGUGCGGUGGGAGUCCAUGACAAGUAUCUGGGCCUCCCAAUGCUCUUCUCUCGAUCUAAAAUGGAUACCUUCCGGUACUUGGAAGAAAAACUGCUUGAGCGACUUUAGGGGUGGAAGCAGAGGACGUUGUCAUGGGAAGCAAAGGAGACUCUAAUUAAGUCAGUUGCUUUAGCGCUACCCUUACAUGUUAUGUCCUGCUUCAAACUUCCCCUGUCUCUUUGCCGACUCCUCGACAAGCACGUGGCUCGAUUCUAGUGGGGGCUGUUGAGGGGCAUCUAAGGAUCAGGUGGAUAUCCUGGCGGAAUAUGUGCAAAAGUAAGCAUGAUGGGGGGAUGGGGUACCGUCGCUUUGAACAAUUCAAUCAAGCUUUGUUGGCAAAGAUUGGUUGGCAGAUUCUCAACGAACCUCAUUCCCUGCUGGCUCAAGUCUAUAAAGGGAAGUACUUUCCUAAUGGGACCUUUCUUAAAGCUAUGGCAUGUUCUCGUCCUUCUUAGGGGUGGCAAGAUAUCUUAUAUGGAUGACAACUGCUGGAGAAGGGGCUACGGUGGCAGAUUGAGAAUGGGAGGGCGGCUUCUCUGCUGGAUUCCAACUGGGUUCCUCAAUCCCAUCCUUGGUCCCUCGUUCCCAACCCUCGAGUGUUGCCGGUAGGAGGGGACCCUAAGGUUGAGGAGGUCAUAUGUUAGGGAGAAGGGCAUUGGAAUGAUGUCAAGCUCAACCAGUGGUUUGACCCGGCUACCUGUGCGGCAAUUAAAGCUAUUCUCCUUCCCCGGCAAAAAGUGGAGGAUCGCCUCAUUUGGCAUAAUUCUCCUGAUGGUAGUUUUACUGUUAAGUCAGCCUAUCACCUUGCGAUUAAUCUUGAUAAGCAACGAGCGCGCUAGCGGUUUUUGGCUAGUUGGAUGGAUAAGGCCGGUUGGAUUAGACUUUGGGAGGCAAAUAUUCCGCUGAAGCUCAAAAUAUUCGUCUGGCAGUUAUUCCAUCAAAUCCUCCCUACGACGGAGGCCUUGCGGGAAAAGGAGGUUCCGGUGCUCUCUCGUUGACCGGUUUGCUGGGCGGAGUCAGAAACAAUGGAGCACUUAUUCUUGGAUUGCCCGGUGGCGCGAGCUUUGUGGGAGUAUUCGGGAAUGGAUUUCCUGGGUGAAGGGCUGUCGCGACAUACUUUCCCGCUGUUUCUCAAAAAAUUACUCUCACGUGUGCGUGAACCUUCUAUGUUCAUGGCGGUGGUAGCAGUCCUCUGGAGGAUCUGGCGUUCCCGAAAUUGGGUUGUUUUUAACGGAAAGCAGUUUGUGAUCCCAUUCCUCCUGCGUCAAUUCCACUAACAAUAUGAGGAGUGGAUCCACCUGCCAGUGGAGCCAGAUCCUCGGUCCUUGCUUCCUGGACCCCGGGCUCCCAAAUCUGUCCCGACUAGCUCAGUUGUGUGUUUGUAGGAUGGGGCUACUAGUCGUGGGAGGCACUCGGCAGGAGGGUUUGUAAUCUUGAAUUCGGCUAGGGAGGUUCUCUUUGUACAAGGAACCCAAUUCCCGGGUGUGGAUGACCCUGCCGUAGUGGAGUUACUGGCCCUGAGGGAGGCGCUUUUGGUAUGCAUAGGACACGGGGCAACGGAGGUUAGGUUUGAAGACGAUGCAAAGAUUGUCAUUGACAAAAUCAACCAGUCGGAUUCCAGGGAUAACCGGAUGGGGGCGGUUCUUGAAGAAGUUAUUCAUUAUUUUGCUGCUCAUCCUGGGUUUUCGGUUAGAUUUGUAGGUCGGAGUAACAAUAGGGUAGCCCAUCUAGUGGCUCGAAAAGCCCUCACUUUGUAUCCGAAUACGAGUCGGUUCUUUGAUUUUCAGGGCUGGCUUAAUUCCAGGAUGUAACGAUCUCUUAUCUCUUAUCAAUCAAUAUGAUUAUCUUUUGUCAAAAAAAAAAGAUUGUGCAUGACGUUUUGCUUUUGAGUUGUGACAUUGCGCAAGGUGAACUGCUUCGCUUAUCUCUAUCCCUUUCUUCUUUAAUUUCAGUUCAGUCUUGUUUUCCUUGCAUAAUAAUUCAUAAAUUUAUAU
Molecule: messenger RNA, 3532 nt
Organism: Linum trigynum
Lineage: Eukaryota; Viridiplantae; Streptophyta; Magnoliopsida; Malpighiales; Linaceae
Source: the annotation of a GenBank genome assembly